GUCAAAUAAACGUCAAAGCGUCAAACUCAGUCAAUAAAUGUCACUGACUGUGCUGCAGUUCUGAGUUCUGUGGAGAACAAAUACGUAUUUUUUUAAUAAAUUGUUCAAAUGAUUAAAUUAGACGUAAAUUAACUGAGAAACUGCGUUCUGUUCAAGAGUGUUGGAUAAAAUAUAUAUAGAGACUGUUUGUGGUUUAAGAGAAAACAUUCCUAUGCAUACAUUUUCGUAGAAGCGUUACCUUGAGUGAAGAUGGAUCCUAAGCAAGAUACUUUUAAUGAAUCGGUGUCAACAAUAAUUGAGAGAAAAGUUAGAGGUUGGUUAAGUGGAGUAAUUGACGACAUGAGGCGCAGUAGCCCAGUACAACAGUGGCUUGAUUCCUUGCCAGCUGAUGCACCUGUUGAGGCUGAAACCACUGGCGAAGAGGUGAAAGUCACUGAGCCCAAGUCUGAUGACAGUAAAGCAGAGGAAACAGUAACUGAGAACACAGUCAUUGAACCUGUCAAAGAAAAGGAGGAAGAGGAGCAAAACUUGGAAGUUCGUAAAGAAGCAUGGAAAAGAAAAUCACUUGAUAGUGCUCUACUCACUAGUACUCCACAGAGGACCAAUGUCAAGAGAUUGCAGCGGCAUUCAAUACAAUCAGAAGGAUAUUCUCCUAAGUUUAAGAACCCAUUACUUAGAGAUCAUUCUCUCCAGUCUGAUAAUAGUGGAUCGAGUGGCAGCUCAGUGUUAAACGUAUUGGGAGCACGAAAGGUUGAUGCAGAGUCAGUUCUAAUAGCUCUAGGCUUUGGGCCAAGUGAAAAGCAGCAAAAAUUGCAAAGGAUACCUGACAGAUUUUUAGCUCCAUCCAAACUGAAAGGCAUCAGCACAGAAGAUUUUAUCAAGAAGGAACAACACUCAAUGCGCAUGCACGAUUGUGGUAUAUUCGGGUACAGAGGACUGACAGGGAAUCCUCAUGUUCCACCGUCGACAAUUGUAGCUAAAAUAAUUGGUUGCAUCCUUCAAGAUGAAGUUUGUCGUGAAGAGGCGGUAAUAAAAGCCAGACAUUCUAUAGCUGAUAUGCGAACUCAACCUAAUCUUAAUGCUAUCCUCGCCGCGCGCAUGCGUAACAACUAACAUAGCUAUGACGAAAAAAAAAACUUAUAUGUCGUGACCAUGGCUUCGCUCUCUUCAUGAAAUGCUAGUUAAGUUCAUGAAGUGGUCGCAUUUCAUUGUUUUUGUGUCUCUUGGCCACAUCAUCAUGUGGUUUGGUGAGGUCGAGCAUGGUCAACAUUACACGGAUGCGGUCGGUUUAGAUUAUUAGGUUUUUGUUUUUUAACCAGUAAAAAAAGUAACACCACUUUGGUAUCUCCGCUUCUAAAAAGGACUUUUGGAUUUCCAAUAAAUAUUUUUAAAGUCCACAUCCUGAAAUACGACCAUUUCAUGAAAUUAUCCAGCAUUUCAUGAAGUUAGCUAAUAUGCCAACGACUCAUCCAAAUGUUAUUGAUUUCUGGUGUACAUAAUAAUAAUAAAUGAUUCGUUAAACGCUUAAUUGAUUAAAAAAUCUGUGCAAUAAGUUUUCAUAUUAGCUCAAAAUUAUUCUAAGCUCAAAUAAUUGGUGAAGGGUGUUUUUUCGUAGGUAGGCACACUUACUUAGAUAUCAUAAAAAUAAAAGACUAUAAUACCAUUAAAUGGAACAAAUAUAAUGUAAUUGUGUUGAUUUUAAUCACAAAACUAAAUCACAAUCUGUACCUUAUCCGUAAGGCUAAAUACUAAAAAAAUGCCUUAGUCAUAAUAGUCAGUUUCGUAUAUUCCUUUUAAAAUAAUAAUAUACCUAAAUGUCUAUGUGUGAUUUAAAAUCGUGAUAAAUAAGCUAUUUGUAGACAGUUAAUUUAUGUCUGAAUGUCUCUGAGUAAUGAACUUUAAGAGGCCAAGAAAUAAUCUUAUUGCAAUACAAAAAUCAGAAUGUAUAGAUAAAAUAUUCUUUAUUAAAUUAUUAAAAACAAAGUACCUAGUAGUUAUAGAAGACUUACUUCGCAGUUGAUCAUUUUGAUAAUUAAACUUAGAUAAGUAAUUCAUUUCAGUUCGUAAGUACUGCGUAAAAUGUUAUUGUAAAUCCUACUUGCGCGUGAGUGUGGACUGAGUACUUAUCGUUUGAUAUGCUAUGUGAAUAGUUCAAAUACUAAUGUAGUUAUUUUGUGUCUUAGAUACCUACUUAGUCACAUAAGAGUCAUAUCAAACUUGCCUGACAUUAAGAUAAAAAGCAAAACAAUUAUCUAAAAUUGAUUUACUUACGAAAGUUAAUAAUGAAUAUUAAUAAAUGUAAUAAUUUUCAUAAUACUUAAAUUAAUAUUUAUUGACUUAUUAAAACGUUGACGAGUUGUUUAAGCGAUAAUAUUAUGAUCUUUCAAUUUCUCUUUAGUAUAGUUUGUACAAAAAAUAUGCUUUGAUAUAUUAAUGAAAAUGUUCUAUUAUUUCAGAGAUAAAACUAUCUACACACUAACAUUGUAGGCUGUAUUACCAAAGCAAAGUUGAAUUUUAUCAAAUUUUAUUCAAUAUGGUUAAGCAAGUUGUCAAUGUAACUUUUUAUAUAAAUAUGGUUCAAGAAGUGUUAAUGCAUAUAUAUUUUAGCAGUCAUUUCAAAGUAAACUUAUACGUAACGAAAUCUCGAGAUCGCUCGAGAUGGAUUAAGACGUGGAGUAUUGUCUUUAGCCCUUUUCUUAUUAUGUGUUUUAUUAUAUUGUAUUUCAUAGAUCUGCUUCUUUAACUAGUGAUUAUAGAGAUAAACAAUUGCUUUAAGUAAUAAUGACAUAUCUUGGUAUUUAUGUAUUAAAGCACUAAUAUUGGCCAAUCUCCGUGUUCAAAUAGAUAUGCAAGAACAAAAUGUAAAAAAAACUACCUAUAUAUUUAAUUACCUCCUUACAUAUAUUGAAAUCAUAAAUAGAACUAGGUAAAUAUUUACUAAUUUAAAUCAUGACUGUUAAAGAUGAAUAAGUUUUAUUUACUUGUGCCUUAUCUAAAUGGGUACUUGCAUAUUUAUGAAAAGUCAAAUCAUUCCUAUGUCUAGCGCAUUUUAUGUGGGCGGUAAGAAUCAUUAUUCAAUCAAAAGUAAUGAUUAUUACCUUUGUGUACGCAGUAUGUGACUGUUCCUAACCAAAGUUUUUAAGUCUCGGAAAGCGAUUGAAAUGCAUCUAGUGCACGCUAAUUUUCGUGUAUAAAUCAAUCACUUGCAGAGAAAUUAAGAACAACAUUCCUAUAUGAUAGGGAGUGAAAAUGUGUCGCUAGCCAUCAGAACGCGAGUUGUUAGAUGAGAUCUUAAUAUUAGGGGUUAAAGUAUGAAAUUGCCGUUUUAUUCUAGUAGGUUUUUGAAUUGCCAUAGAGUCUUCAUGGUUUGAGGUUUUCGAAUGGAACUUUUUUCACGUGGUUUCUGUGAUGUUCUUCUUUUAAAAAAUGUGAAACAUUUGAUUAUCGAUGUUCAAUUGUUUUUGUUAUUCAACUUAAACAAGAAAGAUGGAUACUGCGAAAAUUUGAGUAAUUUUUGAAUAUGAGUUCCGACCCGGAAGUAAACGGCAGAAACAGCCCGCAAUAUCAAUGCUGCAUUUGAAGAGGUGUCUGCUAAAGAACGCGCCGUGCGAUUUUGGAUUAAACGCUUUCGUGGUGGAAACUUCGACUUGAAGAACGAGCCAUGAGAAAGACCGCCUGACAGGUGAUUAACGAGAAAUUAAGAGAGACGGUGAACGCCGAUCCUAGUCAAACUACCCAGAUACCCAGCCGAACACCGAAUAAUGUUGAAAAAAUUAGCAGUAAAACAGCCACGACUCAUGAAUCGACCUUCACCGCUAUUGCUCCAUGACAACGCGAGGCCUUAUACAGCAAAAUAAACCGUUUUAACUCUUCAGGAACUGCAGUUGGAAACUAUUCGUCUUCCUCCAUAUUCGCCAGACCUUGCUCUAACGGACGACCAUUUUUUUUUGUGAUUUGGACAAUUAUCUACGUCACAAGAAGUUUCUUCCCAGGAGGCAGAACAAAAUUCUUUCACACUGUUUGUGCAGUCUAGAUCCUCAGAGUUCUAUCGUAAAGGCAUAAAUGACCUUCUUAUUAGAUGACCGCAAUGUAUAGAUAAUAACGGCAACUAUUUUGAUUAAAUAAGUUUGUUAAAAAUUUUAAAAAAAUACAAUUUAGGUUUUCAGUACAAAUCGGCAAUUUCAUACUUUAACCCCUAUUAUUAAUUUAUGUAUGUUAUUUAAAAAUGUAAGGUAGCGUAGCGAUCAUUCAUUUCCUGAACCAAGGUCUGCAAUUGUGCACCGGCCUUAAACUAUUGUGAUGUUUGUUAAUGUGACCUGAUACUGAAAUGUCAUAUUAUUUUUGCUCAUUAGAUAAAUUAGGUACUUAAAUGUUUAACUUGUAUUAUUUAGAGAUCUGAGUGUGUGGGAUCAAAAUGUAAAAUAAAAUUCAGUAAACUACCUACUAUUUUCUGGA
Molecule: messenger RNA, 4455 nt
Organism: Helicoverpa armigera (cotton bollworm)
Lineage: Eukaryota; Metazoa; Arthropoda; Insecta; Lepidoptera; Noctuidae
Gene: olf186-M
Molecular function (GO): signaling receptor binding
Source: RefSeq, a predicted model, not a curated record